AUGACAGCGUCAACAUCAACACCGUAUGACAUACUUGGAGCGAAACAAACUGAUAAUGAUUAUCAAUUACGUGUAGCAUAUUAUGCACGAAUUCAUGAAUACAAAAAAGAUCGACUUCAAAACCCUAGUACUCGUAAAUAUACGCCUGAAAAAUUUCGCCUUGUUUGUCGUGCUUAUGAAACAUUAUCUGACCAUGAUAAACGUAGAAAAUAUGAUCAAAAUGGAGAAUGGAUAAAUAAUAUAUCUUUAGACAAAUAUACACUACAACAAUUAGCUGCUGAACCUGAACUUGCAAGCGAAUUAAAAACUCGUUUACAAAAUGCUACACUAAGAGACAUAAAUGCACAAGAUCCACAAACAGGACACACUGCACUUUAUUGUGCAGCACGUGCUUGUAACGUAGAGGCUGUUUACUAUUUAACAGAACAAGGAGCUGAGCCUGAUCUCGCACAGAGAACUGGAAGUACAGCUCUGCACGUAAGUGCUUUUUACGGACAUCCAGAAAUAGUUCGAUGUUUAUUGGAAAGUGGAGCUGAUUAUCGAAAAAAAAAUCGUGGUGAUAAGACAGCUGAAGAUGAAUCUAGGGAUGUUAAUGUAAUACGAAUGUUUACCGAUUUGAAAAACACUCCUUUUGCACAAGCAGCUGCAGAUCAACUUGAUUGGUUUAAACAUAAUAUUAAUAAUAUUACGCAACAUAUUGAUGAACAAUAUUAUGUACAACGACAAACAUUACUUCAUUGUGCUAGUAAGAAAGGUUACAUAGAUCUUGUUCGUUGGUUAGUCAAUGAACGCAAAGCCAAUUUAGAUAUUGUUGAUAUUAAUUUAAAUUCAGCUUUACAUCUUGCUGCUUAUGAUGGACAUAAAUCUGUUGUUGAAUUUCUUCUCAAUCAAGGUUCUAAUCCACUUUUACUAAAUAAAUGGUGUAUGACAGCUGAACAAGAAGGCAUGAUUCAUGGAAGUACUAUUAGAGAUCUCUUUCAAACGAUGCGUAAACGAGAUAUGUUUGAAAUGGCUGCAAAAGGUAUUGAUUGGUGGUUUGAAUACUAUUUUGGUGAUAAAUCACCAGAUACAACUAAUGGUAAUGGUAUAAAUUUAUUGUAUGUUGCGUGCCGCAACGGUCAAACAUCAGUUGCACAAUGGCUUUUAGAAAAAGGAGCUAAUGUUAAUAUAAAACUUUUAAAAGAAUCGGAAAGUACACCAUUACAUGGAGCUGUGUAUCAUGGGCAUGUUUCAACAGUCGAAUUAUUAUUAAGCUACGGAGCUGAUGUAAAUAUAAAAAAUAAAGAUGGUUUCACUGCUACUGAUGUUGUACAAGUAGAUGAAGUUAAAGAUGGUUUGACUACUGUGAAUGAUGCACGAAUAGAUGAAGUAAAACAACUUUUAAUACAAUAUAGAGUAAACGUAGAUGAAAAUAAAUUUUUUUCCGUACAUUUAUAUGAUGAUGGCACAGAAUCUGGUAAUGAACUAUUAGCAAAAUUACAAUUACAUUAUGAUGCUACAUAUAAUGAUUUGGUAAAAGCAAUGCCUGAUUCAAUCCGAGAUAAAUAUCCAAAUUUUUCUAUCGCUCGACGUCCAUUAAAUUUUGAAGACGGUCCUACAACAGUUCUAUCAGCUGUAUGUCGUGCUCGAUAUGGAAAAUCAAAAUUUGUCCAAUUACCACUAUGUAUAACAGCACAUGAAAGAGCACGCUAUACACAUAGUGGCCACGUUCUUGGUGAAGUACUUCCUAAUUAUCAUAUGCGUGAGGUUGAUAGUAAAUUUAGCGCAAAACGUCAAAAGUCAUCAAUGAAAAUUCGUGGUAAAAUGAAUGAAAAUCAACCAUUUACAUUUGGAAAUCUAUCGUUUACUUUUCCAAAUCAUUGUACUGAUCAAGAUGUUUCAAUUAAUAUUGAGUAUAUCAUAUCACCAGAUUUUGACUUAUUCAAGUUAUCAGAAUGUAUUUGUGUUUUUAAAACAAAAUAUCAUGAUGAAAACACUAAGCUAAAUGAUAUGCCAAUAGUAUCAUUUGUUGGUGAACCAAAUGCUCGACUAUAUAAUUGGGUUCAACCAUCAUCUUAUUGGUAUUCUUAUAGAACACGACAAACACGUUUAUUUACAAUCGGUGAAACAUAUGCUUUUGUUCGUUAUAUUGAUAUAAUUCCUUCUCUAUUAAGUCUUCCACCAGAUAUGUUUAUUAAGGCUACUAUUGGAAAACUAUUUGAAGAUCGCAGUAAACCUGUUUCUUGUCGAUGUUUAAAAGUUCGUGAACACAAUAAAAAAGACUUUCCUCAUAUUGCAUAUCAUGGAACAAAUGUAAAAGCUAUAGAAUCAAUUCUUAUGGAUGGACUUGUUAUGCCAAGUACUGUAGUCUCAUCUGGAUUACGUAUUUGUCCACCAAGCAAUCAUAUUGCUCGACAACAAACAGCUUUUGGUAUUCCUGAUUUUUCAAAUGGAAUAUUUGUAACACCAAGUAUACACUAUUGUUCAGAUCCAGCAUAUGCAGUCACAUUUACAUAUAAUGAUGAAUGUCUUAUACCUGUGUUAGAAUGCAGUGUAAAAGAUGGUUCAUUCGAGAGUUUUAAAUGUACUGUACCAGGUUAUGUUGCUCAUCCAGAUGAUGAUAUGAAUACAAUUGAAUGGCGUCUGACAAAUCCAGCAGACAUUAUGAUUAUAUCUAUACUUUUUAUUCCUAUGAUAAAAUCAAAAGCUGAAGCAGCGCGAUUGAGAGCGAAAAAAAUCGGUAUUGAUCCAAAGUGCUAA
Rotaria sp. Silwood1 is the source of this 2739-nucleotide messenger RNA. Lineage: Eukaryota; Metazoa; Rotifera; Eurotatoria; Philodinida; Philodinidae. The record is from the annotation of a GenBank genome assembly.